CUGCGGAUGUCACCUCUAGCGUAAACACACACGGUGACGCUACUUAGCUUAUUACCCGCUAAAUUCUUGACUAGUGUUCGCGGGAAGUGAGUGCGCGUAGAGCCAGAGCUUUUCAAUUGUUGACAGGCUCAGAUGCAAACAGACCUGUAAAUCCGAUAUACACAUGACCAAUCAACUAUGACCAAUUUGCCUACAGAUGACAUAUUCGCUCGAGGUCUAACCUCUUCGAGAAGAAAGCAGACUUAGCUGGGCUUCGUCGUUAGCUUGAGAAGUGGCUUAUGUGGUGUUGAUGCAUACGAUCUAAGAGGAAAAAGCACCCCAGCGACAAGACCACGAAUUCACAUGGGUGCUAAUUAAUCGGAGGGAUAAAUACCAAAAGGGUCAUGGCUGAUGAAAAUGGUUUGGCUGAUGGGUACGAUGCUCCGCCGCGAGAGAAGAAGGAAAAAAAGAAAAGGAUGCCUCUGUUCGGGAAGAAGAAAUUCGACGACAAAAUCACGAAGAAGUAUGAUUUAAGGGAGGUGCUUGGAACUGGGGCUUUCUCCGAGGUAGUGCUCGCAGAAGAGAAAGCUACCGGUAGCUUGUUCGCCGUAAAAUGCAUCUCGAAAAAGGAACUGAAAGGCAAGGAGGAAUCUGUGGAGAACGAGAUAGCGAUUCUCAAGAAAGUUCGACACAAGAAUAUCAUCGGCCUGAAGGAUAUAUUCGACAACAAGUCUCAUCUCUAUCUGGUCAUGGACCUGGUACAGGGAGGGGAACUAUUUGACAGAAUAGUGGAAAAGGGAAACUACACAGAACAAGAUGCCAGUGCGCUAGUGCAGCAGAUCUUAGAGGCAGCCGACUACCUGCAUUCCCUAGGAAUCGUACACAGAGAUCUUAAGCCUGAAAAUCUGUUAUAUUAUAGUCCUGAUGAGGACUCGAAGAUAAUGAUCAGUGACUUUGGAUUAUCAAAAAUUGAGGCACAGGGAAGUUUUAUGGAUACAGCUUGUGGGACUCCUGGUUAUGUUGCCCCUGAAGUACUUAAACAACAGCCAUAUGGAAAAGCUGUGGAUUGCUGGUCAAUAGGCGUUAUCACAUAUAUUCUGUUAUGCGGCUACCCUCCUUUUUAUGAUGAUAGUGAUGCUAAUCUAUUUGCUCAAAUUAUGAGAGCAGAGUAUGAGUUUGACUCACCUUACUGGGAUGAAAUUUCCGAAUCAGCUAAAGACUUUAUAAGGCAUUUAAUGGAACUCGACCCCAAACUGAGAUACACGUGCCGACAAGCACUGAGCCACCCCUGGAUUUGCGGCGGUGAAGCUCUAACUAGAGAUAUCCAUGCUUCUGUCAGCGAACAGAUAAAGAAGAAUUUCUACAAACAAAAAUGGAAGCAAGCGUUUAACGCGGCGACCGCGAUAGGCCGAAUGAAAGCUCUGGGGCUAGGUGGCGGUAGUUCGUCGUCCUCUGCAAGUAAAGUGAACAACAAUACAGAGCAAGCGAACGCUGUAAACGCCAAGUGAAUAAGACACGGCUUCUGGGCCUAGAAUCAGCGCCGGCGUGGCAGCGCGCCCUACCUACAACUGAAUGACUUUUAUAAACGUUUUCUAGGAAAACUUCUUUAUUCUCCCGAAGUAAGAAACAGUAGAGGCUACCAAGAGUAGCAAAUAAGGAUCAAUUUUACCGCGAAUCAACUCACCCCUACACUUAAAUAAUACGAACGAAAUUUAAAGGCUACCAGUCGGCAGACUUAGGGCGCGUUUUUUUCCUAUCAUUCUGGAAUGGGAAUUGGUUGGUAGAGAAUGUUCAGAAUGGCAUUCGUGUCAUUCUGCUACAGGUAGCAGAAUGGGUGGAUUGGCCUUCAUUCCAUUCCGGAAUGGGAACGAGGGAUAACCGAACGCGCUUUUUUUCUAUUCUAAUCAUUCUCAAUUCGGAAUCACGAGUGAAAAAACGCGCCCUUAGUCGUUUGCUCACCGCCAUAAGCGUCUGUUUGAGCAGAAAGGGUUAUUGAUAAAUGUGAGGGUGCUCUAUGGGUUGUGGGGGUAGACGAGCAAUAUUUUACCCCUAAUCCAGAGCGAGUGCCCCAAAAUGGCCCCCCGAAAUUUCGUUGUGCUCGCAGUUUUCGGUUAAUGCUCGCGCAAUUUUUUCGCCGAGCUCGCAUCGUAUUUUUCGAUGUGCUCGCUGCUUGAUUUAUUUAACAACUAAAAAUGCUCGGUCUCGCAUAAGAAACGGAGUGCUCGCCAAAGACCAUUCGGGGGCCGUAUAGCGCACACUUGAUUUUUGUCGCAGAAUUCUGCGCGCCCCUAGAGGGUCCACGUCUAGGCAGGCAACUCGUGUUAUGGCUUCUAAACACGACGUGCGGAGUUCAGGUUCCCUAGACCUUGUUGCUAGGAAAACAACGCUGAGAGAAACGAUAAUCUUUGCUUAUCAAAUAAGCUUAUCUAAAGUCGCCAAAAUGCUAGCUCAAAAAACAUUCCCAUUAGAUGUGGUGCAAUGCAGCAUUUGGUUUAUUUUAACCUGUUGCCAAUAUUGACAAAGGUAGCGGCCUGCAACGAAUCCCUGGUCUGAGGGUUUUUUAUGAGUAAACAUUGAUCAACUCGCCAUAGUUAGCCUAUUUUCUACAUGACAUAUUUAGAGUACAUUUAUUUUUUUAUUGUAAGUAGUGCAGCAUUUACAUAGGAACCUUUUUCAUUUUGCUUGAUUAUCAGAUCGCCACUUAAAUCACGCCAAGCUUCCUCACAAUUCUGUACAAAAUACGAAAGAUGUUAAUGUUUGAAUAAAAUCUUUUAUAUGAAACA
This is a messenger RNA of Nematostella vectensis (starlet sea anemone), 2762 nucleotides long. RefSeq names its product calcium/calmodulin-dependent protein kinase type 1D. The record is from RefSeq and is a predicted model, not a curated record. Gene Ontology annotation, biological process: protein phosphorylation. The transcript has 13 exons. Lineage: Eukaryota; Metazoa; Cnidaria; Anthozoa; Actiniaria; Edwardsiidae. Gene Ontology annotation, molecular function: calcium/calmodulin-dependent protein kinase activity; ATP binding; calmodulin binding. Bases 384 to 1487 code for a protein of 367 amino acids.